AUGGCGGAUACUUUGAACCGCCGGAAAAAAUCGUCAUCCGUUUUGCGUUUUCUUGCCUCGAUGAAACCUCUUUGAGCUGGCCGAUCAUCUCAGUUGUGCAGUGAUGGAUUUUUGUUAAUUGGAUUAUUCAACUGAUCCGACAAUUCAGUAGUGACAAUAUCAUCGGCUGCUAACUGUUGGAAUUUUCUAGCAGAUUGAAAUAUCUGCAUCGUUUAUGAUCAACGAAACGGAAGACUAGAAAGAGGCAAAACUGCUGAGUAUCUAGGGAAGUAAGGAAGAAUUUGGAUCAGCCUGGACUAAUUAAUCCGGAUUAAUCAAUUUGUUGAUUGUUGAAUUUUGGAAGUUGUUCUGACAGCCCGGUGCAGUAAGAGAACUACAGUACACUCAAACUUGUUAACGACAACACUAUUCUUUUUUCUUGCAAUCAGAGUUGCACUGUUGGAUUGCACAUGUUACAUCACUACCACUUUCUGAGGAUUAUCUACACAGUGUAACUAUUUGGAAGAAAAUUCUUUAAGCCAUAAGUCUUAGUUAACACAUUUAUGUUGGAGCUGAGGUAAACAAAUUGUUUCAAGCAAGCAACUUAACAUCAAGCAUGCCCAGGCCACAGUUUCAAGGAGGUUUCUCCGACACUGACUCUGCCGUUACAGAAAAUGAUGAAGGUGGUGAAGAGUCUGAAAUACCGAUAGCAAAUCAAGUAGAAGAACCUUGUGAGGAAUUUGAAGACAAAACCAGGUAACUAAUUAAUGCCCUGUGUGUGUUUCAAGUAAAUACUUAAUAAUAAUGGAAAUCCAUGGCAAAUAGCUUACUACUCUGCAGAGCAUGGCAAAAUUCAAGGAAAUCUCUUGAAUGUAGGGCUAUUGUUAGCUGUGUGCACUGAGAUUUGCUGCCAGCCUGAAACUCACACAGCCCUGCACACUGCACUUGAAUCAACUGGUUGCAAGUGCCAACCGUUUUCUAAGGGUCUUGAAGGGUACGUAUUCCCAGGAUCUUGGCUAAAAUGGAGGAUGUCCCUAACAGCUGGCUGCUGGUUAUUUCACCGACUGAAAAAGAGCUUACUGCUGGCUCAAAUUACUGUGGGAAACAAGGACAUGGCCAUAGGGAAAUUGUGAAGGUGAAGUUGAGUAAAAUAGCCAGCUUGACUGAUAAAAAAGCCUGCUCAGCAUUUCAAAAUACAGAGCAGGGGCCCAUUUCUCGAAAGUCCCUGAUAAUUAAUGGGCCUGGUAAGCUGUCUCCGUUUACGUUAAAGAUUGAGGUUUCAAUAGUUUUGCAUCUAACAUGAUAAAACUAUCAGUUAAUGGAACAAAAUGGAGUAGUUUGUAGACAGGACAGGCAUUCUUAUUCUUUAUAUUUUGAUUUGAAUUUUUGGUUUCGGGCCCGAAAAGUUACCGGGACUUUCGAGAAACAGGCCCCAGGAUUCAGGAAAUGUUAACAGAAUACAGGUGCGGCUGCUACCUGGAAAGUGAGUUUUGUCAAAAACAUUUGGGCAAGGAUGUGUGACUGGGAAAGAAAGUUAUAUGUGGGAAGGUGAUGACAAAAGCUUGGGAUGUAGGAUUCUUGUGAAAAAGGGGUUGUGGAAUGCGACCCCUUCCCUGCAGUGAGUGCAGGGGUUUCAAAAAGCACUGAUGGCCGACAAAAGGCAUUGGCUACUUUGCUCAUAGAGGUCGGCUACUUUUUUAUGGGAAGAAGAAGCAACUAGUUUGAAUAACUAAAAUAAAAAAUAUAUCAUUUUUGUGAGCAAGGCAAAUGGACCUUUUCCCGUAAACCUGGGUAUGUUGUGGUUGUUGUGGGCAUGCUUCCUGUCCAUUCACACAAACCACCUGUGUGGAAAUCUUGUGCAUAAACAUAAAACCGUAAACUUUGUCGUGGUGGAAGAACUUAACCUGCUACAGGGUAUAUCCAAAUCAACUGAACAGACAGAAAAGAGUAAAAAAAUUGCGUCACCUGAAGUCACAGCCCACAUUUUCUGAAGCUUUCCAAACGGAUUGGCGUUAACCAUUUGAUUUUAUAACAAGAACACAGUUCUUGUUGCACAAACAGCAGUGAACACCCUGCACUUUGCGGGUGGAUUUCGGAUGUGUGAUUGGACAGGAAUAACAUUCCUGACUUAUUUCAGGUGUUCACGGUUUUCCCUGUUGCGCUGUAACAUUUUGUUCUUUGUUCCCUUUGCAGCAUUAUCAAAUGGAGUGGUCCCAACAAGAAAUAUCCCCAGAUACAUUUCUCUCCACAUGUGCUUUUGUUGGCUUUGCCUCCUGAGUCAAAAACAGAAGCAGGUGAGAAAAAUAUAUUAAUAAUAUCUAUUAACUUAUAUAGCAGUAAUAUCUAUUUACACAUUAUAUGUAUUAAAAAUAUUUUAAAGUGUUGUGGCAUUUAUGUCAUCUUUAAAAGAUGACAUAACUUUUAAUACUGCAAGAGUAUUUUCAAAUAGUUGUCAACUUUUAUGUAAAACAAUUUGACUCAUCAAUAUUGUCUCUUCAGGGCAUGUUUAGGGCAGUUGGUUUGCGUUUGUGUUUUAUAUUGUUUACAAGUUAUAUUGCUCUGUAGAGUGUUGGGGGGGGGGAGGGGGGAGUGCAAGACAUCACAUGCAAGUGCAAUCUAAGGAAUUGUAAGGAGGACAUGUAAAGGAACUUGCUAAGUGGUUGGUAACAUUCAGGAACAACUUACAGUCACUGUAUUAAAAACUUACCAUGCCUUUGUUUCUUGUGUACGAGCAAUCUGCAAUCUCUUUCUAUAGUUUGAAAGAUAGUAAGAGUUGUUAGUUUUUUUUUCCACAGAAAAAUAUCAUCUGACCUACAAGUUUGUGAAGACUGAGUGUAAACUUGUGCGAAGCAUGUUGGGUGUCCACUGCUUUAGGGAGGUAAAUAAUGUUAGGUGCAUAAAUGGAAAUUUGUUUUUAAUCUUGGUGCUUGAUGGGGUUUUUUAGCCACUGAGUCAAGCUCCAAAAAUGUGAGAUAAUAAAAUAAUAUUGCAGUUAGGUUUUAGAGUUGGAGUUUGGGGUCUCACUUCCUAAUCACAUUGUAUUCUUAACUAAGACAUUUUACAUAUAAUAUUGUUACAUAACUGGGCAAGUAUUAAGCAUCUUGUUUUCCAAUAUUUUGUUGCGUUUGUAUUUCUUGAAGUGUUGUCUAGUGUAAUUUAUCCACUGAUGUUCACAUGUCUCACAUUGUGUCUCAAAGUGUUGUGAAAAGUCAAGCUUGAGUUUGCAACCCUUGCUGCAACAAGAAUAUUUCAAAACAUUAAAAACAAAAUAAAUAAAUAUGCAUUUCACCCUAUAUUGUUGUCCUCCCUUGACACAAUGCCGAGAGUGUCAAUUCCAUGCAAAGCAUUCUGCAAACUUGCGGAUGAUGAAUUUGUAGAGGAUGUAUUUCCACAAAACCAAGAGUUCAAGGAUGUUUGAAAUGUGUGGCAGAUGAAAGUGUAAUAAACAGAGUCAACAACGUAACAUACCGUAAAAUUCCGAAAAUAAGCCCCUCCAUGUAUUAGCCCCUCCAAAUAUAAGUCCGGGCCCCAAACCGGUAACGCAAAAAACCCUCCGUUAAAUUGCCCCUCCAAAUAUAAGCCCUCCAGGCAGGAGCUUGUACUUGGAAAUUGCCCUCAAAUACAAAGUAAAACAAACCAAAAACGGUAGAUUUCCUUCCAACUAUAAGGCUAGCCAAAUCGAUUUUGAAAUGCAAAUUUCCCUCUGUAUAUUAGCCCCUCCAAAAAUAAGCCCCCCUCAAAAAAGGGCCUUUGAAAAAUAUAAGCCCCAGGGCUUAUUUUCGGAAUUUUACGGUAUAUCCAAAAGCAAAAGGAUUACUGCCAUUAUAGCGCAGAGUCCUUUGCUGGGAUUUCAGACACCCAUGGCAAACGCCGAUCCUUUCAAAAACACGCCAGAGCAAACAAUAUAUUUUAAUGCACGUAGAAUGUUGAAAAUCACCCUAUAUUGUUGUCUUCCGUUGAAUCUUCAACAUUUAACGUAUGACCUGCAUCUUUGAGGUUUUUCUCUUCUUCCAUGUUUUAAGUAUUAAAAUAAUGUCACUUAAUCUUCUUUAAAUCUGGGGUGAAAUGCUGUUGCCAUGUUGCCAUUGCAGCUUUAGUCAGGAGUGUUUCUUUUACUAUUUCCUCUUUAUAGGUACACCCAAACAGUUCAAACUUUAACCUGAUGUGGACAGGCUCACAUAUCAAACCUCAUACUCUAAGAGGCUUGCAGGAUUUCCAGAAGAUUAAUCAUUUCCCAAGGUAACAAUGGUUUGUGUGUGUAGUAUGGCAGUUAUGUUAUAAAAUCAUGAGGACAGCUUAAUUUCGUGUGAUUUGUUCCAGAUCUUAUGAGCUUACUAGGAAGGAUAAGUUGUACAAGAACAUUCAAAGAAUGCAGCAUUCCAAGGUACGUAAUCUCUACUUUUGGAUUACUGAAAAUUAAUCAUAUAAUAAAAAUAAAAAUGCUCUUUUUCAUCAAAGCAUAUCAGCGACCUGUUAUUAUUUACAUUUACUAACAUCAUAACUAGCAUCAUAACUCUUUGUUACUUCUUAAUUGAUAAUUAGAUUUACCUUUCGUCCCAAAACUUGGUAUCUUUUCUUGUAUCUUGUCCUUUGACAAGAGAUUGCACGAUGUAGCACUAUGCAUUUCAUUUUUGUGAAUUUUCUUGACCCUGCCUGAUUUGGCUUUUUCCUUGCAACACAAUUCAAGAAAUAUUUCUGCUGUUCCGAGUUUCACAGUUUACUUUUGUUUUAGACUACUAAGUUACUUAUAAUAUAGUUUUUCCAGACUCUGCAGACACAACACAACAGCUAAUACUAGGGAUUUUUAGUUAGUGUUGGCUUGACAUUUCUCACUGAACAUCAAGUGGUAGUCCAUUCAUGUCAGCUCUCUAAGAUUGUUCAUUGUACCUUUCCUUUAGGGUGUGAAACAUUUUGAUUUUAUUCCUGAAAGUUACAUAAUACCGGAAGAGUUUAAUGAGUUUCAUGGUAAGUGACUCAGGCAUUGGCUGGUAAGCAGUUAAUUCCAGUUUCAUAUAAUGUACUUUAAAUAUACAUCGUACUAAACAGCUACUACUAGCAGUGCUGGUGGCCCCUUGCACCUUACUUUUGCUCUUGGGUGACAGGCAAAUGUUAUUCAUAGAAAUCAUAUGUUGAGCACCCUGAAUUUCACAGGGUCAGAGCACUGGGCUCCCUUCAAUUUUUCUUAGACCACAGCCUUGCUAAAAUGGAAAACCCUGUUCAUCAUUUCUGCGAGGCUUUUUUCUGUAAGGAAUCGAAUAAUUGAGUCUACAUCAUGAACAUGUACAUGUACUUGCCUGGGAAUGUAAAAAUCCUUUUUAAUAGCAAGUUUAAGGCAAGCUCUAGGUUAUAUGCCACAUUAUUAGAAGCCAGAAUGUUGUCGUAUUGAAGGAAUACAAUAUCUUGUUAAAACUGUGGAAAGUUUUGAACCCAGGACUCAUUUCAUAAGUAGGUGGAGCAUGAUCAUUCAUUACAAGUGAUUGUAGUCCUGGCCCCGGUUGUUCAAACGUUGGAAAGCGCUAUCCAACGGGUAAAUCACUAUCCAGCGGAUAAGUAUUAGGGAAACUAAUUGCACUAUCCGCUGGUUAGAGAUUUAUCCCGUAAAUAGUGCUAUCCAUCUUUUGAACAACCGAGGCCUAGAUAGGACUGUUGUUAACAGUGACUGACAUUUCAGCAACCUGUAAUAGUCAUCUUCAGAGUCAAAGUGAGUUCUAUCACGUCAGUUGAUAGCAUUACAAAAGCUGAUGUUUAAUUUAGUUUUCUUGCUCUGUUUUUCGUCAUGUUAUUUUUGUGUUUAAUUCCAGCUGCAUUUCUAAAGGACCGAAAACCAUGGAUUGUUAAGCCUGUCGCUUCGUCACGUGGCAGAGGAAUUUAUCUUGUCAGUCAUGUUAGUAGUUUAAGUGUUUCUCUGGUAAUAAUUGUUAUUCAAAUGGUUUGACUUGCAUCUUAACAAUUUCAGACAGUCUAUUAGCCACAACCAUUAUCUUCUGAUUUGUAAUAUAAUCAUUUAUUAUAUAUUAACCACCAAUGAAAUACCAGGUGAGCUGUCGUGCACAAACAUGAUAUCUUAACACAUGAAAAUGACAUGUUAUCUUCCCACUAAAAGAAAAAAAUAUCACUGUUGCUAUGGCUACGUGAUGAAUCGUGCUUUCACAGCAAACAAAAGUGUUGAAGUUAAAUGGUUUGGUCUUUCAUUGGUGUUUAUGUCAGGGGCACCCAACGAGGAUAUAGUUCAAAACCACUUAACAUAGCAUUGUUGAAUGUAUUUUAGUAUUCAAACCGUAGAUAUAGGCAUAUUUUUAUCCCCUAAAAACUUUUCAUCUGUUCAGAUUUCCUAGCUGAAAGUCUAGUGAUCCGAAAAUUAUAGGGAUCAAAACUUACCUUCUCGAAAAUUUCAGCCAGGAAAAGGCUCGCGAAAAUUCUAGGUGGCCUUUUUUAGGGUCAAAAUCCGUUAAAAAUGGGUACAUAUACCAUUUUGUAGAUGUUCGAAAAUCCUAGGAGAGGUAGGCAAGCAAGAAAUUUUACAACAAAUGCUCCGAAAAUUCUAGAUCUCAAAUCGUCUUCCGAACAGAUAUUUUCCCGAAAAUUGCCGUUGGGUGCCCCUGUUAUGUAUGGCUAAAUGUAAUUUUGGCGAGGUUAAACAUGAGACAAUGCUGGCCAGUGGUGUCCACCACUAAUCAUAUGUGGGGCAGUCUUGGGAUUUAGCGGGGCCUUAGUGAUUUUACAGCACUGUCGUAGAAGUCAAUCAUUUUGCUCAUGUUGCUUUUGCUUGCAGUAGUUCUAGUUGUUUUUUGCCCCCAACCCUCCCUCCUCUCUGGAUACUUUUUUUGGUAAGUAUCUGCGCCUGUUUACACUGACGGUGCCUGGUGGGUGCUGCUCACAGGGUUGACAUGGUUACCUUCUAGGCUUGCUUGCGGCCCCCUUCUGUUUCAUCAGGCACCUUCCCCACACCCAUCUAUUGUGGAUGGGUUUAAAUGAUAAUUAAAAAGCUCAUUAAUAAUUCAUAAAGAAAAAACAAAAGAAUUUAAUGUUUAAUGAGUGUGUUUAUAUCUGAUUAAAGACAUGGCUAAACUUAUGGACCAACUUUUUUAGACCAAAAUAACCCGAAAUCUAAAUAUUAGUGCAAGAAUUAGUUUAUCUACAUCGGAGAUUCUGAAGCGAUUCAAAAAACUCGCUGUCAUGUAUUAUCAGGUGUAAAAACUCUUGGCUUUGCCUCGAUAAACCUGAUAAUACACUCCUGCUGGUUUUUUAAACAAUACAUAGAACAUUACAUGGCUGCUUGGAGAUAGAAAAAAAUUCAAAAAUAUUUGACUCAGUCACUGCACUCGCUUGUAAAAGAUUUUUCAACACUUGGAAAGAAAUUUCAUUUCUCUGCCCAGCCAUGUAAUAUCCUCUAUUUAUCCAGAAUAGUGUGGCACAAUCUGUGUAUAUGAUGUUAGAUAUCAUGUCUCUUGCAUCCUGCAAAAACUGUAUGCCAUGUUGUACAAUGUUUAGGCUUGAUUUUGAUCUUUGUACAGCCAAGUCAAGUUCCUCUUGAUGACAACCUUUUAGUGUGCAAGUAUAUCAGCAAUCCAUUACUUGUUGAUGGUGAGUAAACUAACAGAAUGUGUAAUGUAACAAAUAUCUCUUUUAGUAUCAUAUUUGGAGCAUUUGACUACAUGUAAAUCACUGGAUUUCAUUUUCACUUGUACUUACUGUGUAUUUAGGUGUAGUAAAUGAUUUAAAAUUUAAAUGAUUUCUUGCCCUUAAAAUUAAUUAACAUCUUUUGUAAAAGUGAAGUUGUUAGCUCCACCUUAACCACUUACACGUAAUUGCUGGCCCAGUUUUUUAUUUUUCUUGUCUUGGGCCCACAAAUUGAAAACUUUAAAAUUCCAAACUCCAAAGAGUUUUAGUGAGUCAGGAACCUCAGAGUUUUGUGCAAAAACUACCAUUUCUUUGUCACCCAAAAACAAGAGAAUGGGAGCUUGCCAUUAGUUUGAACUGGACCAGGCAAGACUAGUCCAGUCAUAAAUUAAGAGAAUUCCUCUAAUCAUAACUGUAUAGCCAGUCAGUGUAUUCCUAACUGAUAUGACCAGCAGUGAUGGCGAUUUUGGGACAAUUUUGAGAAAUGUUAAAAAUGACCAGUCUGACAGCCACCUCUGACUUCCCAUUGCCCACCGGUGUCUACCAGAGAACAGCCAUUAGAACUGUUUUAAAAAAUGUUUUUGUCAUUAAUUAAAACAGGUUUCAAGUUUGACCUCAGGCUGUAUGUAGGUGUGACAUGUUUUGAUCCUGUCAGGAUUUACCUUUAUGAAGAGGGUUUGACAAGGUUAGUAGCUGGUAUAAGUGAUGAACAGAUUAUUGUCUUUAAGGUGCUAUGUCCCGAGAAUAUUGCUGCUUUAGGUCAAUUCUGUGCUAAAGUCAUUACUUAGUACAACAACUUUGUAGUCCACUUGAUGUGUGUAUUCUUCAUGGUAUGUCAGGAAGAUGUCGCAGUUAAUGUUUGAGUUCAGUUAUUUUUUGUUUUCCCUUUGUUUCAAGGUUCAUUAGCAUACAUUUCCAUACUCAAAAACAAUGGAAAAAUAAAAAUUAACUGAUAUAAAAAAUUAGCUUCAACCUAGAUAUUAAUACCUUCUGGUUGUUUUGUUUGCUGUAAACCCUUCUUGCAGGUUUGCCACUGUAAAAUAUGACAAGUCUGGUAAAAACAUCAAGAAUGUAUGUAUGCAUUUGACCAACUACAGCGUCAACAAGAAAAAUGCAGACUUUGUAAGGUAUGUACUGAAUGACAAACACAGAGUAUAUAUCAGUCCAAGCUAAAUCUCUCUUGAGUGAACUGUGAGUGCCCCCACCCGCCCUCCACAUCUCAUGGUCGAUGAGCCUCAAGGAGGAGGUACUCUAAACUAAAAAGUAUAUAGGUGUGCUCUGCUAUGAAAACUGUCAAUAAAGGGCCUAACUGUAUUUCCUGCAUCUGGAUGCUUUGUGACUGAACAAAUUUUACUUUUCCACGUUCAUUUCUAGGUGCCCUGAUCCUGAAGUGGAGGAUUAUGGGAACAAGUGGAGUAUGAGCGCCAUGUUGAGAUAUCUGAGACAGAUUGGCAAGGACACAACAGGUAUUCUUACAUGAGGAACAAACCUGGAUUUUUAGAUGAAGGAGAUUGCCUACAGUAGCUUUAUUUCAUGUCUAAAACAGCUUUUCAUGACUUCAAAGUAAAAAUAAACUUUUGAUUGGACCGUAAAAAUAGGAACUGUAAACGUUAGACGUUAUUUUGGAAAUUGCUCCAUUAUUCACUAAAUUUUCUCUGUUUAACAUUUUAAUACAGCUUUGAUGAUGAGAAUAGAAGAUGUAGUUGUAAAGACAAUUCUAGCCGGCGAGCUGCACAUCGCGUCUGCUUGUAAGAUGUUCAUGCCUUACCCGGGAAAUUGCUUUGGUAAGUUCAACUGGCUAGCUUCUGCUUGGUUAAGACUGUUACUGUCUUGAAUUUUAUUGUUAUCAUUGUAAUUGUUAAGAUUUAUCAGUCUUUGUGCUUCUUAACCUGUGAACAGCGUCUCCUGUCAUGUCUUGUGGGGUUGUGGGACACAGCGAAGAGAAUUCGAGAAAUUGCAAGAAGAUGGAAGGGAAUGGGAAUGGGAAGAUCACCCGCUUCUCUCCAUUUCUCUUCAAAUCACGUUUCUUCUGAAUCCUGCUCGCAGCCUUUCUGAGGGCUGAGGUUACGUUGUCAUGACGACAGUGCCAGGAAAUUGUUUUUAGGGAGUUUAAGCAAAGGCUUUUUUGAGCGACGAACGCCAACCGGUAGUGGACUUUUCGCAUUCUUGGGAAGUGGUUUCACUCAAAUUUUCGGGCAGUCGUCUCUAUAAGAGUAAAGACACCUAGCAAUACAAACUUAGUAUAGUCAAGCCGGAUAUCAAAAGGGAAAGACAUUACUUCCGGUUGACGUGCGACGCUCGUAAAUAGCUUUGCUUAAGCGCCAUAGUGAAAAAGACUGUGAAUUUGUGUAGUAUUUCCGAUUCGUUGAGAAGAAGUACAGGUUAUCACUUCCUUCGUCUUCAGUGCACACUGACAGUAGGAAACUUUGUGGCAUUUUUGUUAGCUAUUACAAGUGUAAGAGAUCCAUCAUGUACCGGUAACUGCGUUGACUUGCAUACGAGAGCUAGCCAUCUCUUGGUAACGGAUUCAUAAUAUACUUUGAAAUCGCUUCAAAACAUUCGAAUGUCUUGACCUACCGCGAAUGAAUGGUUUUGUUUCAGUUUUCGGUUGAUUUACAAUUAAUCUAUCACAAUCGAGGCCGGUUUAAUUAGAAAACAUUCUGUAGGCUCUUUUGUUUUUCUCACCUGAAAUGAGCGGAAAGAUUUCAGUAUAGGUUGAAGACUGUUGCUACAAAGGAGGAGAAAGACGAAACGUUUAGAGACGAAGUUGGGACAAUUUUCAGGGGUGACUGGUUACUUUGUGCCUCGUAUUAAGCUAUAGUAGUCAUUAACACAAGCUCGUUUGUCUUUUUCGAUAGAAAUAUAUGGAUUCGACAUUCUUGUUGACGAGAAUCUGCGUCCAUGGCUGCUAGAAGUCAACUUAUCUCCUUCACUUGCUUGGUAAGGCUACAGUAAGACUACUGCCUGAUCACUCGUAAACUUUUUGCGAUGUCUUUCCUUGGAAAAUAUAUAUAUUUCGAGUGUUUGGACGCUUAGUAGGCUUUUGACGCGUAUUAGAGACCUUUAGGUUCAAAGACGAAGACAAUUACAAGAACCGAGAUUUUCUCAAUACUAAGGAAUGCGUGCGUGAAGCAGCGUUUUUUUUGGCGGAAAGCGCGAUAGCUGUGGCCAUUCUACUACGGGUUUUCGUAGCAGAAACAAGUAUCAAAUGUUAGAAGUUUUAUCGUUUUAUGAUCUGGAGAGGGCUUAACCUCUUUCAAUAAAAACAACAGCGCUAACUCUUCUGGUAAAAAAAAGUACAAUGGAGAUUUUUGUGAGAAUAUGCGAAAAAAUCAAAUCUUGUCCACGUGGUCGGCGUUCCCGUUCUCGAAUCUCAAGUCUGUAAUUUCCAUCAUCAACAACAGUCUAAAAGUCUGCACUGUUUUCAUUGUCUCCUCAUAUUUUCCCCUUUAUCCACGACACGUAUUUUAAUUUGCCUAUUGUGUUUAGUGACUCUCCGCUGGAUCUCAAGAUCAAGUCUCAUCUGGUCUCCGACAUGUUCAAUUUAACAGGUAAGUGGCUGACAACUGCAGAACAAUAUUUUGUACACCUCUGAACACUGAGCUACAGUUGAACACAGACAGAGUCUCAGUUACGUGCCCAUGUUAUUGGGCUUGGGUUUGCAUGAAGUGUAGUACUCUUUAGGACCAACGGAAGCGUCUUUCGGUUUCCGGUUUACAGAGGUUGGGAUUUUAUGAAUUUGGUAACUUUAGGACCAAGAGAUGUGUCGGUAUUUACCUCUGCAAUAAUGCUAAUACUUUUUUUGCAGGUUUUAUGGCUCAUGAUCCGAUGGUUCGGAAGCUUCCCACCCGGCGAGUUAUCGAUUAUUCGACACGGAAUCGAUAUCAGGUAACCUUCAACAACUGCCAAGAUGGCUGAUAAACCGUAGCAACACAAAACAGUUUCAAUAACUGGAUCAGUUAGUCAGUAAACUUCAUCAAUCAAUCAAUCGACCAAUUAAUAAAUCAAACAACCAAUCAAUCAGUCAGUAAACUGAUUCGAAUCCAACAGACGGAAUUGAUUUGGAGUCUGUAUAAACCUUGAAUUCUUAUUAGAUAGCUCUUCUCCACAGAAGUAUUCACAUUAAGAUUUUAUACAUUUUUCACGUUGAAGCUUUUCGUUUAAAGUUUUGCGUUUAGACAAGUCACGAUGAAAAUUCUAUAGCAGCAUUUAAAACACAACGCUUUAUAAGGAUCUUGGUUAAGCAAAGGUAUUCCAGGGGUGAUUUCUAUAUCAUUUUAAAAGAACUAUUUCCUCAAGUAGUCGUCAGUUUGUCAGCCAACAAUAAGGUUAAGAAAUCAAAAGAAACUUUUCGCGUUUUUAGAUUAAAAAUAUUCCUUAUUUAGAAAGCUCCCUGCUUGAUUCACCAAUCAGAAUGCUGAAAAGUGAAUCAUUUCACUAAUAGGUGACCUGUGCUAUAUCUUAAGCUCGCAAUCUUCCUUUUUUUGUUCUGUUCGUUCGCUAGGCUGGGUGUCUCGAUGCGCCCGCGGUACUUUCCACCCGACGGCUGGGCCCACGGGCUUAGCUAUUGUGAAAAUUGACCAAUCAGAUACUAGCCCGUAUGUUUUAUGCAUUUUAAUUACCCUGUGAACAUCAUGACGUCAUGGACAAGAAACUAAGCCCGUGCCGCAGCCAUCGGUUGGGAAGUACCGCGGGCACAUCAAGACACUCACGACCAUUUGUUCAGCAAAAAAACUUAAACCCCCCGCGUAUCUCUCAGUUCUUUGUCUUGUUUGCCUACUUGCGUAUUCAUUUCUCUGUCAUUCGAUAAUCAGUCUUUACGCUUCUACUUUUUUUCAGCGGCAGCGGUCCGCCACAGCUAGUGGUGUUUUAUCUUCAAACUCCAGACCACUAUCAUCAGUGGCAAGGAAAAGAAAUGGUGAUAACCUGACAGCAGAAGAGGCGAGAGUAUUACGUCAAACCCGGGAGGAAUACUCCCGAAGAGGAGGAUUUGUACGAGUAUUUCCCACACCAGAUUCCUGGGAGCUUUAUGGGUAAGGAUCCAAACUCAGUGGACCUUUUGUAGUAGAGCUGUUGACAGUAGAGUGCCGAAAACCAGAAUCAAUACCUAAAUAAUUUAGCCAAUCAAAAUACGCAGAAUUUCAAACGAACAAUCAGAUCUCAACGCAAAGUCAUGUAGGCUGGUUUCAAGCGCGGGAAAACGAGUAUGAGCAAGUCACGAGCCCUGAUUGGCUUAGAAUGUGGCGCGAGUGUUGACCAAACAUAGAGCAAAGUAACACGAAACCAAAGUAAUCUCCAAAUUGCUUUUCAAUUCAAUUGAAAACUAACUAAAAAACAAGCUAAAUAAAGUGUGGUUAGUUACGUUUUUUUGUGAUAAACGAGAACCGUGUAAGUCGUUGAUACAGUAAUAAUUUACCUGUUAUUCCUCUUUUUACUUAGGUCAUUCUUGGAACACCAAACGACCCAUAAUUACUUGCUGCACUCAAAGCUAUUUCCAGGAAGGUAAAAUCUGCUGUUAUUUUGACAGGAAAGACAUUCUUUGUUGUAGUUCUAAAUGCAGGGACAUGCUUUACCUUGUUCAGUUUCAUCUCACAUCGUGGUUACUCUUCUUUUUCUUGCUGAUGUAUAAAGCGCAUGACCAUCUUUUAGUUGCGAGAAUUUGCUGUCCUCAAUAAUUCUUUUGUUGGUUUCUCGUUUCACUGCUCGUUAAAGAGUUCAUUGUAGGGACGGAAAGAGGAGUAGAGACCAAAUUAUAGUCAUAGUCAACGUUUAAUUCUUAGAUAGCACGUUAUUUUUUUUUCUUUUGGGAUUCUUUCCACAGGAAAAUAUCCUUUCAACGGCCCAGUACAGCGAGUUUCUCCUCAGCGAGUGCGCGAGCAAGGUAAAUGAAAGACGCUUAUUCGAUUUAACAUACGUGACUUUCAAGGAAGUAAUUGUGGUAUUCUAUCGCUGGUCUUUUUCUUUUGUCAGGAAUAUCAUGACGUAUGGAGCAUCGCAAUCAAAGGUUACUCUUUCGGUGGAACCCACGGAGGUGAAAAUGUGUUUACAUUCUUUCGCGCUUGUAGAGUACCCCAUAUGUAAACAGCGCAUUACCUGAGGCGGCUCAGAACUGAAUGUUUGACGGAAUUUUAUUGAUUUUGUAGCUCUGUUGUGUCAUUUUCUUUCAAUAUCGUGGUUUUUGUGCAGGAUUAUACAAUAUGGCUGAAAAUCGAUUUCUGAGUACUGUGCAAAGGAAAUAUCUGCGGCUUGCUCUUGUUAUGUGUAAAGCUUGAUUGCUUUGAGAUUAUUUCCUGUGAACUACUUUCAUUUUGGAAAAGAGGAAGAAAAAUUAAAGAUCCAAUGCGUGAUCACUUUUCUCUACAAACGUUUCGAAUGUGACGGUCCUAAUUAACAGAGAACGGUAGAGUUAUGUACCAAAAUGUCAAACGUAGGUUAAGAGACUUUAUGUUCGCUCAUAUUUUGUGUCGUUCCAGUGUCGUACCUUAAAUGCGCCUUUUUUUUGUUUUUUCCCAGCUUUCUGACAAAGUCGGUCUCAGCGUCAAAGAUAGAAUAGUUUGCUACGAGCGGAAACUGGACAGCUGGGUGAGUAGACUUGAUAAAGGCAGUAUUGAGUUAAAUGGCGUAUGCUUGCUCCAUUCAAUAAUUUACAACCGUCACUGGGUUGAUAGCUCCCUUGGAAGAGGGCUGGUCAGCAGGAAUGUAGGAACGGAAGGUUGUGAGAUCGGUCGAACAAAUAUACUUCAAAGCUAAUAGAUACCUACUUCUGCUAUUUUUGUGUGGAAGAAAUUGUAUUUGCCAAUUUACCAAGACCUUGAAGUCCCUAUCUGCUGACUGCGGAUUGAUAUAAUACGUGCAAACCGUCGCAGUUGGAAGCAGGUUGAUUGGUGAUAAGGUUUUCCUAUUCGCUGUACGGCGUCUUCCCAGGUCUUCUCGGUCAAUUCAUUUCGGUGACGUAUCCGAGACAAACGGACCACGUGACCCGAAACGCAUAGGCCGCGCGGAAUGAUGAAGCCUAGCGACUAGGCAAGUGGUAAGGUAAAGAAAAGCUGAUAGAAGGUGAUUUAGUGAUCAACUGCCACGAACUGUUGUUGGAGACAGUAGUAACACGGUAGAGUGGCUGCCCUUCAGGGUCAAAGAUUAGAUGUUUUAGCUUCGAGUUUUCGACGCCUUUUUGGCGUCUUUGUGAGGUAGUUGCUUAUUCUUACACGUGACCUAAAGCAAUGAACACGUGGCAAUUUUCAAACAAUUUUUUCCGCUGACUGUUUCUUACAGAGUCCGUCCCUACUUCGAACGAAAAAAGCCUUGGGAAACUCGACUUCUGGUGCAGGUAGGGAUAACAGCAGACGUGAAUUUUAAGUAAACUGCCAGAUGCAAAGCACAGCCGAUAACUAACGCUCUGUUCCAAUGAACUGAUAAUCAUAUUUUUAAAAAGCUUGAACUCUAAGACUGAGAUUUCGCACAGACGUCACGAAGACUACAAGAUUUACUUUAAUGUGCUUCUUAUAAAACGCGGUUGAGCUUCUUCAGUUGCAAUUUUUGACCUUUAGCGUUUUUCCUGGGGUUACAGUGCGUGAAACCCGUUUAAUAUAUUGAUGGUCAUGUUUUUAUUCGUAAUUCAAGAUACACCCGGUUUAAGCGAAAAACCCUCAGAGAAGCCUUUUGACAGUCCUGUGGCGUCUCGCCUGACACCAGAUGGACGCUUGGAGGUGAAUUACACGGAGGAAAAUUCGACAGCUCAUCAUGGAGGUUUGUUUGAAUCAACUGCAUUGUUAUGGAGUGGUUGUAUUUUUGGAGCCACUGAAAUAAAAAUCUCAUUUUACCCUGUCGGACUAAAAAAGCGCGUAUUGAUGACACUGUGUUUUGGUUGAUAGCGAGCACUUAAAAAAAGUAAGCUAAAAAGAUAUACUGUGUCGUUCCCACACCGGGAAUCGAACCCGGGCCACGGCGGUGAGAGCGCCGGAUCCUAACCACUAGACCAUGUGGGAGAUGACGAGUAUGUCAGCAACAGUGGGAGUUAGACAUGUUUAUACAACAAUGGGAGUUUGACUUAAUUUGUAAAGGACUUUGUGGGUGUGUAUAAAUUUCCAUUUUGACAAACAUAAAAAGUAUAUUUCAAAAUUGAUUUUUACGUAUGACAAUUUGAAAGACAGCCGCUAUUACCUAUACAAAGGACGUGUGUGAAUUUCCAUUUUGACAAACAAAAAUAUGGUCCUGAUUUUUCCUGACAAUUUGAAAGACAGUUUGCCCUCUGGUAUAAUUUUGCUAAUUGUCCAAGGAUAAAUUUGAGAUUUCUUCCUCAAACUAAUUAACAAUUAUUCCUCGAGCCCGAAUGGGCUCUGAGUCAAUAGCCCACGAGGCCGAAGAUUUUGAGGUUUCUAGAGACGAAUUGACAAUAUUUUAACCUGUACAUCUGGCGAGAUUGUUACGCCCGGGGUACUUUCUUGGCGGCGGACAAUCUUCUCGCGAUCCUGCUGCCAAAAACACCACUCAGUCGCCCGCUUAUCCCGCCAGCCACGCAAGUAACUGAAAACUAAACCACUUAAGUUUACUAUAAAAAGCUAUUUAGUUGUUGCAUUUGAUGUCAGGGAUAUGAUAAAUGGCAACAAUAAAUAUGGAAACAUUUCUGGUGCAUUAAAUGUUUGAUAAUUUAGGAUUUUUUAAAUCUCUGAUAUAUAAAAAUGAAAUUAAAAAAUUGAAUUGACAUUCCCACACCGGGAAUCGAACCCGGGCCACGGCGGUGAGAGCGCCGGAUCCUAACCACUAGACCAUGUGGGAGAUGGAUGGCAGAUAGUCUACGAAAUUUUAUUUGAGGAGUCAAAAACUUCUCCUUUUUCGGUUGCAUACGAAGUCUACGAAUAACUGAAUACGAAAACCACUCUGCUGUCCAACAAUUUGCAGAUCAUUUGAAGAUCAUGUUCGAACAUUUCCAGUGAAAUAGCCUGCGUAGCUUUUUUUUGCUUCCGCUCUAACUUUCGCGCAAUAAAUCGAUUGGAAACGCUUGCUAAGCAGGUUACCAGUGAAAUGGUUGAGGUUUGAAUCCUCUAUUUGAUUUCUUAUUUCGCUGGACAAAUGAAAAUCCAACACUUUGACCAUUCAUAUAAAACAGCUUUUGGGCUGUUGCAUAAGAUGACUGGGAACGUAAUUAGACAAUGGCAACAAUGAGUAUGGACAAAACCUCUCUUGGAUAAAUAUAUUUGACAAUGUGUGAUUCUUUUUGAAACAGUCAAAAAGAAAAAAAAAUUAUGUAAUAAACAUUCCCACACCGGGAAUCGAACCCGGGCCACGGCGGUGAGAGCGCCGGAUCCUAACCACUAGACCAUGUGGGAAGUGACGAAGUUAGGCGGAAAAUCUACAUUUCUUAUAUGAUACGCUCUUGGUUUUCUAGCUGAGGAUCUGUCACUUUGGAAGAGUUGUUGUGGAUCUUUUUUUUCAAGACUACUUAAUUCCUUGUAAUAGUAGCUAGCAUUAUAGCAUUUCGCGCCAAAAAAAAAUCACCUCAAUGACGUAAAUAAAUGUAUUGUGACAUUUGACACUUUUAUUAGUGGAAAUUUAACCUUAAAGUUGAUCACUGUUCAUCCUUUCAGCAUUGAAGUCCACUGUAGAACCCAAAGAGCCGACAUAUCGUGCGUCUUCAGCUGGUUCACAUCCACGACCCUCUUACGAUGGCACGCGGGCGCAGAAACCACCUAUACCAAUCAGCGGCGAGACAGUGUCAAAGCGCGUGCUGUCUGCGCAGCCGCGGUAUCAGCCAAUCAGAAUUGACGACAUUAUGGCAAAGGCAGGCACACUAACGUGAGUAUUAAGCUUCAUUUCAAUAAAAUUUUACAAAGUUGAUUACUUAAUUUUGAAGUCAAUCCGAAUUACACAAUGUAACAGUAAGAAUUCAAAGCAGAGACGUUCAUGAGAUGCUUUGUGUUUCCAUUUACCUCUUCAUCGAAUGUUCAGUUUCCAAGAAUUUGAGCUGGUUCAUUUUGCCUCCAUCUCAGAAAUCUUACGAGGGUGAGAAAAUAAGGAAGUGUGUUCAACUUACGUUCCAACGAAUAAUCUUCGGAUUUAUGGUAAAUGGAAAAUGAUCGCUAAGCGACGGAAAACCACGCAACAGUGCGUGGCACGGAAAAAGGGUAACCAGAACAACCCGGAAAAAUAUACGUCCUCUGCGAAUAAAAUUCUCUCUCUGUUUGGUUUACCGUCAUCAUUAUGUAUUAAAGCAUUCUAGAAUUUUAAUUGAAAUUAAAUGCGUGGAGAACUCUAUGUUUUUCAAAGCUGCUUUCACAAAACGCUUUGUUUCAAAGGCAAAGGCAUAACAGAGCGUAUUCGCUCACUUGGCCAGCAUCUAUGCUAAUAUAUACGAACAAAAGAAAGAUUUUACAUACGAAAAGAGCUCAAUUCUUACAGGGUUGUCUUAGUACACCAACAUGGUCGCGGUUUCAAUGUUUUGGGACACCAAUAUGGCCGCCGUGACGUCAUGUGAAUACGCUCCCUAGGGAGCUUAAGCAACGACGAUGAAGGAGGCAGUGAAAACGUCGCUAAAAAAAUGAAUUUACAUCCUUUCAAACUUUAUCGCGUCUUUUUAGACCUGCUCAGUUGGUCUAUGUGGGCGAUUUUUCCUGGAUUUCAAUUCUUAAGGACUGUAGCCGAGUUCAAAAAUAAAACGAGAAAUUAUUCGCCGUAAAACGUUCCAUAAGGAAGUUUCACGUCGUAGUCGUACAGUGGACGUCAAAAAAUGUACUAAAAAGCGUGAUGCACGUGCAGAGCUUUUGUUUUGCUCAUAACACCAAUUGCCUUUGAUGUUGUCUUUGUCGUCGUGGUUGUUUAAGCUCUCUAUUAAACUUUUCAAUGGUCAUUUGUACUUUUUCAGGAAGCUUCAAGCGAGGCAAGCAUUUGCUAUGUAUCUACAACGAGUUCAACAGAGACUUGUACACGAAACAAGGUACGCGGGGGGUCGUUUAUGUUUUAUCAACCUAUCAUAAUUGAGGCAUUACCGAAUUGGGCAAAGCCUCUUUUUCAAAACGAGGGUAAGUACGAAUCUUUCAUCUGAAAACCUUAUUGUCACGCAAAAAAUCCUUCACAUCGAAGGUUCACACACUAAGGGCCUGUUUACAUGGAGUGGGGGACCCCGGUCUAGUGGGGUCGGUUUUUUUGUUUUCACGCUCUGGGGGACACAAAACAAAAGAAACCUACCCUACUAGACCGGGGUACCCCACUCCAUAUAAACAGGGUCUUAGUCUUGUUUGAAAGCUAUGGUGAAAAAAAAAACUGAGAAAAUUAUAAAAUCUAAAAUAGAUCAGUAUUUAUAAAUCCUGUUUGCACUCUCGUGCUGCAAAAAUUAACAUUCCCACACCGGGAAUCGAACCCGGGCCACGGCGGUGAGAGCGCCGGAUCCUAACCACUAGACCAUGUGGGAGAUGACAAACAGUACGGUAACAGUGGAAGAUGAGUUUAAUACGUUAAGGACUUGUGUGAAUUUUAUUUUCCCUUUGUGGCAAACAACAAUAUGAUCCUGAUAUGGUCUUCAUCUCUUCUUUUUCUUUUCUUUUCUUUCUUAGUUACGAUUCUGAGAAUUCGAGAGACGAUUCAGACUCCAGACAAGACGAUCAGAUGGUUAGUUAAAGACGUCUAAGGCCCGUUUCAAACGUUUUCUGCUACUGUGCCAUGAUCAACUGAUCGCAUUAAACUUCGACUUUGGCACUUUAGGGGACACUUAAAAAUUAGUGUCUUUAAUUAGUACUUUCGUGUUAAAUACGUUGACACUUAAAAAAUACCGUAUUAACUCGAAAACGCUUACCGUAUUUAAUUUUUCACUCCUCAAAUGCGGCGCUUCUUCGAAUGCGGCGCUUAUUCGAAUGCGACGCUUAUUUGAGGGCGGCGUUUAAUUGAAAGUUGAAAGGUUUAAGCGCAGUUUUAGUUUUCCUCCAAUGACAGAGGAAAAGACGGGCCUACACGUCUUUCCUUUCUCAUUGGAGGAAAACUAAAACUGCGCCUAAAAGUAAUGCUGCUUAUUCACACAGAACGUCGAGGAAGCUUACUUUUCUUCAGAUCUUUGGGCUGUGUGGCUAACAACUUUAUUUCCUUCUCUAGAACUUGGUCAUUCGUUUUUUAAAGAAAGCUGCGAGCAAUUUACAACAGCCAUUCAAAGUUGUUGUACCGAGUCACAAGCUGCCUCUACACGAUAGGUAGGUGUAGGUAUUGCUUUCAAACCUUAGACUCUUAUUUCCAAAGCCAAUUAUGGAGGCAUCUGAGGUGGAAAUCACUUGUUGGAGGAAGCCGAUUUAUUUUCCUGUAUUUAUUUCCUUUUGCUCUCUCUAUAGGAGACGUAUUUUGGCAAAACAGCUCGGAGACUUCGUUCGAGUUUACGGAAAGGUACCUUCAUUGAACUGAACCCACAACAACAGACUUAACCAUAAAAUUUAAAGAUUUAGUAAACCAGCUUUUCUUUGAGGAAGGGGUGGUCGUUACUCCUUAUAGAGUCACGAAUUGGCCAAUGGGUCAGCGGAUUCAUAUUAUUGGGGAGUUUUAAAAAGGGAACUAAACAUCAACGACGGCGCGUCGGCUACGAAAACGUCACUUAAAAAGUGAAGUCGCGCUGCCUCACACUUUAUCGCGCUUAUUCCAUGUGGUUCAAUUCGUCAAAUAUUAGGGAGCUUAAGCAGCGACGUUUUUGAGCGACGCACGUCAACCGGAAGUGAGGUAUUUUCCCUCUUAACAUGCCUUGAUGAUAUAAAAUUUGUAUUCCUUAGCUUCUUUACUGUUAUAGAGGCGAUUUGACUGAAAAUUUGGGCGAAACCACCGUCAAAAAAAUGAAAAAAAGGCCACUUCCGGUUGACGUGCGUCGCUCAAAAACGUUGUUGCUUAAGCUCCCUAUUAGCAAUAUUUUCUGGAGCUGAGUUCCAGUUCCAAAAAGACGGUAUCGAAGUUCAGGAAAAGAAAAAGAAAGUCGUUGUCUUGAGUUCACGUCCGCCACAAAACGUGAAAUUAGCCAUUUUCACGUCUUAGUCGUGCAGUGACGGCAAAGAAAUGUACUAAAAUGCGUGAUGCACGUAGAGGGUUCUUGUUUUGCCAAUCUAGCCUAUUGUUUUUUACCGUUCUCCUUGACGUCACAGUCGUCGUUGCUUAAGGUCCCCAAAGCUACCAGGCGACGCUGGCGAAAACGUCGCUUUAAAAGUGAGUGCACGUUCUUUCAAUCUCUAUCGCGAUUAUUUCAACUCGCUUACUUUGUCUAACGCAAGCGAUCUGUUGUGGACUUCACUUUCGACGAAUUAUCCCAAGUCAGUCAGAAAGGGAAACAAAAUUUCGUUGUGGUGUCUUCACGACCUCCAUAAAACAUGAAAUUAGGAAGUUUCACGUCGUAUUCGUGCAGUGACGGCAAAAAAAUGUACUAAAAAGAGUGAUGCACGUACAGAGUUGUUGUUUUGCCUAUUCAACCUAUUUUUUUGUUUUUGUUUUUUCUGACGUUCGCGUUACCGUCGCCGUCGCCGUCGUGGCAUCUUUUCACACCAAUGCCUGUCAACAUUAGGGCCAUUUAUACGAGGAAAAAUGAGACGCGUCUUAAAUAAGACGCGAACUGUACCAUUUAUACGAGCAUGUCUUAUCUAAUAAGACGCGUCUUAGCUAAGCCGCCUCUUAUUUUAGACGAAAUGUGCCGUUUAUACGGAAAGUUCGCGUCUUAUUUUUCCUCGUAUAAAUGGCCCUAUUUAGUAUCUUCUUUCUGGUUCAGUCUUAUAAUUAAGGAAGUUUCUGGAGAUUUAAGAUAGUGAGAAAUAAUCAGCUAAAAAGUCUUCUUUUUAAAUUGUAUUUUCCUAAGGAAACUGUGCAAAUUCAAAAGCGCCAUGAAAUUAACCGCACCUACGGGCUUUCACGGAGCAACUCGUUCGUGAGUGAAAUUCCUGAUGAAGAAUUCAAGGUCUUUAUGGCCAUUGCAAGGUACUGUAUACGUGUUUUAACACAUGUUUCGACACCACUCACCAUAAGGAAUGGCUCCACUUAUAUAAUAGACGGCAAACUAGUCUAAUUUCUGGCGUGCGAAAAAAGUUAUUAAAGGAAAGUUGUAUACUUGACACUUCACUGUUUGACUUCGUUAAGAAGUUUUCAAAUGUUUUGAGGUCUAUUUUUCCUUACCAACGCGUGCUGUCAUUGGCUUCUUCGGGGUCACAUGACAUCUACCGAUGAAACUGUUUCCCGCCAAAAUCCCCUGAGUGGGCAAUCAACAUUGCAAAAUUUGUGACGUCAGAAGAUCAUGACCCGCGAAUGUUGACUGGCCGCUAAGGACCUUCUUCUGGUCCCUUGGGAAACCAACGAAACUUGAUUCCCCCGGAUCUCAACGCAACAGUUAAAACUGUUUCCCUAGUGAAAUGUUUUUUAGUGUUGUUAUCAUGAGUAACUUUUUCUCUGUUUGGUUUCAUACUUUCCCAUUCGCACAAUGAAUCAUAUAGUUUUUUGUUCAUCCUUGCAGCGAGACAGAACUCGAAGAUCUCUUAACUACCUACACCAAACUGAACAAGAACGCCAGCGUGUUUUUAGGGGGUCGGCCAGAGAGGAGCUCGGAGGAAAGCGCCGCUAAAGUGCCCUCGAACGACACAGGCUUGUUAAGGAGAAAGGAAGGGGAGCGACAUGCCAGCAAAAGGUAAACAAAGGAUAUUCAUGUUUGAUUCUGUGUUUUAUCUUGCCUAGUGUCAUUCCUGUUCUGGUAAAGAUGAUAGAUUUUAAAGACCGAACGUUUGCCCCCUGAGUCAGGAAAAAGUCAGGGAAGAACAAAUUUUUUUUAAGGUCAGGGAAGAGCUAAGAAGAAAUUUUAUAACAUAACAAAGCAAGCAAAAAGCAUUUCAUUUUUCACAGUGUUUCGUCAAGUUGAUUAAAAAAAGGAUUUUCAUCCGGAAGUGAGUAUUCGGUAGCUGAAUAUACUCUCAUUACGUCCACUCAUAGUUCACCAACUCCCACAUGGUCUAGUGGUUAGGAUCCGGCGCUCUCACCGCCGUGGCCCGGGUUCGAUUCCCGGUGUGGGAAUAUUUAUUGGAUAAUUUUUUUCGUUUUCACUGUUUCAAAAAAAAUCACAAAUUGUCAAAUAUAUUUAUACCAGAGAGGUUUUUCCAUACUUAUUUUUGCCAUUGUCUAAUUACGUCCCAGUCAUCUUAUGCAACAGCCCAAAAGUUGUUUUUGGAUUUUCAUUUGUCCAGCAAAAUAAGAAAUCAAAUAGAGGAUUCAAACCUCAACCAUUUCACUGGUAGCCUGCGUAACAAGCGUUUCCAAUCGAUUUAUUGCGCGAAAGUUAGAGCGGAAGCAAAAAAAAGCUACGCAGGCUAUUUCACUGGAAAUGUUCGAACAUGAUCUUCAAAUGAUCUGCAAAUUGUUGGACAGCAGAGUGGUUUUCGUUUUCAGUUAUUUCGUAGACUUCGUCUCAAAUAAAAUUUCUUAGAUUAAUUGCCGUCGAUCUCCCACAUGGUCUAGUGGUUAGGAUCCGGCGCUCUCACCGCCGUGGCCCGGGUUCGAUUCCCGGUGUGGGAAUGUCUUUUUUUUUCUUUCUCACUGUUUUUAAAGUAUAAUACCAUCAACUAACGUGAUACAACUCACUUUGACUCUGAAGAUGACUACCGCACAGGUUGUCGAAACGUCAGUCACUGUCAACAAUAACAGUCCUAUUCAGGACUACGUUCACCCGGACGAUCAAACUCAACCUACUUUUGAAAUGACUCCUGGGUUCAAACCUUUCACAAAAAAAAAAAAUUGUCAAAAUUUACCCAAGAGAGGUAUUUCUAUACUUAUUGCUGUAGCUGUCUAAUUACGUUCCCAGUCAUCUUGUGCAACUGCCAAAAGCUGUUUUAUACGAAUGGUCAAAGUGUAGGAUUUUCACUUGUCCAGACGUAGUUAAUCGAUAAACUGAUAAUCGAUAUCAAUCAUCGAUGAGCCUCAAUUUCCGAUAUCAAACGAUAGAAAUCGAUGAAGGAAAAGCGUUCUGACAUCGAUUGUUAUCAAUUUUGUUAAUCGAUAAUAAUCAUUUUUCUGUGAUUUCAAUUUCUAUCGAUUUCCGAAAUCAAUCGAUAUUAGUCGGUGGAUUAAAUCAAAUAAUAUCGAUAAUAUUGAUUGAUUUCCGAUACCGAUUUUUAUCGAUUAAAUACGUCUGGAUUUGUCCAGCAAAAUAAUAAAUUUAAUAGAGGUUUCAAACCCCCUCCAUUUCACUGGAGCAGUUCGAAAAUGAUCUACAAAUGAUCCGUAAAUUGUUGGACAUCGGAGUGAUCUUUGGUUUCGGGUAAUUUCCAGUCUGGUUAAUUUCGUAGACUUCGUAUCCAACCAGAAAAAGAUAAGUUUUUGACUCCUCAAAUAAAAUUUCGUAGAUCACCUGCUAUCCAUCUCCCACAUGGUCUAGUGGUUAGGAUCCGGCGCUCUCACCGCCGUGGCCCGGGUUCGAUUCCCGGUGUGGGAAUGUUAUUUUUUUUUUUCUUUCAUUGUUUUUUUUUUUAAAUCAAAUUGUCAAGUAUAUUUACCCAAGAGAGGUAUUUCUAUACUUACUGAGCCUAUCUGGCCUGCCAGUUCUAAACCCAUAAAUAAAAUUUCUAAUUAUUGGUCAACCAUUUCCCACAUGAUCUAGUGGUUAAGAUCCUGCGCAGUUUUCUAAUUUUAUUUCCAACCGCAAUUUAAACCUUGCAGUGAUAUAUGCCUGCAUGAUGAAAAUGUGUAAUAAAAGUUUUUCAGUUCUGGUAAUAGAGGCAACGAGUAUUAAGAGACCAUUUUAAGUUUUUAAUAUGUAAUUUAUUAUGAAAUGUCUUAGCCUAGUCUGCGUUAAGCUAUUUCUUGGAAACCUGUUUGAAAUCUCUUACUCUGGAAAGACCCGCGUUUUCUUUAAGAAAGAAGAAUGUGAAGAAGAUGGUCUUGAAAGAGAGAGGGUACGAAGGCCGGGAGAUUUACAGUUCUUCAACUCGCCUUGACAAAACAGCUUUCUUAUGGUUCUUUUGAUAGGUCAAAUCCCACAGCAGACGAACAGUUACAGAGGCCCCCAGAGGACCUUAGUAGCACGGACUCUAGCAUGGCUGAUCGGCACGCACGAGCCUUCACAGCGGUCUCUGCUUAUGGGACCUCGGUGGCCCUGAACAAAACCCGUCAACGGCCAGUGUCCGCCAAGGUCACAGGAUCACAAGGUAAGGUGAACAUUUAGGCUAGGUAAACUUCUCUUUUCUUUUAACCCCCAGGGCUUAUACAACUUUGGAAAGGGUUUUAGGAGGGCUUGUAAACGGGUGACGGGGAGGGGGUUGGGCUUAUAUUCAGGCGGGCUUAUAACCCGGACUAAAAAACAAUUUCAAUACAAGCUAGAGGCGGGGCUUAUAUCAGUGGGGAUUAUAGCCUUAUGUAUUUUUUUUACAGGUAGAUUUUCCUAUAACUAGGGGAUGAGGGGGUGGGAGGGGGGAAAGGAGGGGAAGGGCCUUAUACGCGAAAGUUUACGGUAUUCGCUACAGAUUCCGGAUUCAAAAUCUCCGGACACGCGAAAAAUCCGAGGAGAGAUUUAUCUCAGAUUAUUGCAUCUGCGUUUCAACGGAUUGGAUUCGUCACGUCUUCUAGUUUAGUUUACAUGCAGAGCUUGCUAGGAAUACAUGAGUCUUUAACCGUACCUUUAGCGGUCGGUGUUAUGUCAUUUUGUACUUUGUCAUAGAAAGAAGACUUCGUUACUGCAUUAAAACUUGCCUAAACUUCAAUGUCUAAUUUCUGUUUUGCAACUAAACGAAAUUGUUGUUGUGUCUUUCUUUAAGCAAACCAUUUAUCGUUCCAGGAGCUGAUAGCCGGAUGCACAGGGCUGGUCGUCCUGUUUCGGCAAAACCGCAUUCACAUGAUGCAAGGCCCACCGGAGACAUGAGUGAUACGAGGAGUAUGGACGGAGGUGAGUAACCACGUGACACGUUCAUAAAGCCCAGUCCUGACCAGCAAAACUCAGACAAGCAUUCUGAGAACAGCCGCGGUAUAAGCUUAGACACAAACAGAUGCAUAUUAUAACCCUUUUGUUCUCCUUUUCCUUGUGCUUAUGUCGAUUAUAUUCCCAUUGAGAAAGCAUAAACACAGACACAAGCAGUAAUAAAAUUUCGCCUUUAACGAAAACCAUCUUUUACCGCCAUUUUGAAACCGUUAUUUCGUGCCAACACGUGUAACGCCCAAAUUGUUUGCUUCUGCGCUAGCGUAUAUCAAGUGCAUUUCUUUCAGUAUAGUACUCGCGCCUAAAAUUUUGGCGAUUCAAGUUUUCUUCCUCUUUUAUUUUCCUUCCUCUUUUUGGAUUACAGCCAGAAUAGACAACUCUCUGCCUCCACGCUCUAAGUUUCAAUUAAAUUAAAUUGCCCUCUUUUAUAGCUCCAGGUUACAUUGGUCAUGGGAUUCGUGUCUCGUCUGCAUCAGUUCGUCACGAAAGAGGCGAAGAUGUGUCCUAUUCAACAGAACCCAGCCCCGUUUCGAACACCUUGGAAACUAGACUGCUGUAGGACCAACGAUGUGUUACGCUGUAGUAAGACCCGCCCAUAUUGGUGACGCCGGUUCCAGCGUUAUAUAUCGUUUAGGGAAGUUCGUGACGUAGUAAUCGAGCUUUAUGGCAGUACAUGUAUGAUAAAUUCGUCCUCACGGGCGUGGCUGGGUGGCUCUGAUCAAUAAUAGCGUGCGCAUUGAUACUAACAUUUUAUAACCGGAGCUUAUUUGCCAUCCAACGUAACGUAGCAAGUUGAGUGGCGUUAAGAUUUUUUUAUAUUCUGACAGGUCACACGUUAGCUGAUGAACAUGCAGUCGCCGCUGCUCUUCAGCGGUUAGCGAAGCGACAAGCUGCGCGGCAGUACUCUGCGCAAAACACCGGCGGUUAUCAAGGCCACAACUGGGAUGACCUGUUUAAAAAGAUGGAUUUCAACCAGGAAAACGAUUCCGCGCCUUACAAUCACGACGAAUUUAUUAGCGUCGGAGAUGAAUUUUCUGAUCCUUGGGCACGCGAUGUAGGUAAAGUACCGAGAUCUGCACAGAAACCACAUGACCGUCACGCAAGCGCAAACGCUACGUUUGAAACUUUCAUUAACCAUGAUCAGCGAGCCGCAAGUAAAGGUCAUGGUCACAUGGGAUGGUUCGAUAAGACCGCUGACCAAGUUGCUUUGAGCACUGUUGAUGCGCAACGUGCCGAAGGAAAAUCGAUUCACAUAGAUUUGAGAAGACAGUACGGUGUAUCUCAGGAAGUUAAAAGCGAGGAGAAAACAUCAGGAGUCAAAGUUAAAACUCCGUCCGUGUCGAGAGAGGAAUAUAAUAGACACAUGAAACUUAUAAGCGAGAAAAUAUCCGAAGAGAAACUUCGUUUGCAGAGACAGUUACAGCAAUAUCCGCGGUUACCUCGACCACCACCCUCUCGGCCAAGCCCUGGAACCAAGAAAGUCGUUAGUCACAAAAGAAUGAUAAGGUAACAUGGAAUACCCCUGGGAAAUCUGAGUGGGAUGUGCCGCUUUAGCCUAUCCUGGGUACCAGGGAGUUUUCAUGCGCGGUUUCCGGUCUCGGUCAAGUCUUCGGUAUUGUCCCGCUCCUUCGCCGCUCGUGGCUUCGCGGGAAUUGUGCCGACUUGUAAAUAUUCCACCCUGCGCGACUAAAAACCUCUGGUACCCAGGAUAGCUUUAUCCAUGAAACCCAUGUCUCAUGUCUCCCCUCCUUAAAUCAACACAAUCUUAUUUUUAUCAUUUCAGUCCUCACGGCGGGAAUACUUUCUUUUUCCUUAUCGCCAUCUGGUGCAACUCCUGUUCUUUUUACUUUCCAUGCUUCUAACAAAGUAACUCAAAACUGCCAAAAAGUCUAAUAAAUUGAUUUACUUCAGCUCUGUCUGCCCUAUUCAGUACUGACUUUUGUUUUUGUUCUGUAUAUUACAACAGGGUAGCAGCGUCCAAUCCCCCGCCAGUGUUUGACGUCAUCACAGGAAUGACAGGUCUGCCAUACGACGAUUCUCUGUGACAAGUCAGCCUUGUGGAACUUUCUUGUGAAGAUCCUAAAAUUUGUCUCCUUUUCUGAAAGCGUCAUUCAGAUUCUGGUGAUAUUAUUUGUAAUAACGUCCAGGUUUUCUCCUUUUCUUUUAACCUGAGUAAAGCAAUUCCUACCGGUUGAAAUUUACUUCAGUGAUUUUUGUUAAAGAUCACGAGGUUUGGCUUACACUGAGUUGUAGAAGCCGUUUGCAAAACUGUUAAGUUUGUAAAACUUGCAAUUUAAUUCUCUACUGAACAAAUUUUACGGCCAAUGGGCUCCUGAAACAAGAAAUCUAUUGCUUUCUUUCAAAAGUACGGUCUUAGCACAGUGUUAUAUUCGACUCUCCCUUUAAGACGGACGAAGAACGCCGAAAACGAAAGUUUGGUUUCCGUUUUGGGGAUGUGUUCAUCUUGUAGAGUUGGUUAAGUUUGAGUUGACUACAGUGACUACAGUUCUCAGUGCAGGAAUCUUUCUCUAGAGACCUUGGGGGCGGGGGCUUUAGAUUCUAUAAAGGGGGAGAGUGCGCGCCGUCAUUUUGGCAGGAAAAACGCGAUAGCCGUCUUCAUUCUUAUACGGGUUUAGUGGAAAUGUCGUGGUGGCGGAAACAAUUUAUCAAAUGUUAAAAGUUUUAUCAUUUUGCGAUCGGGAGAGGACGGAAGGAGCUUAACCUCUUUCAAUAGAAAUAAUCGUGUUAACUUUUUUCUAGUGAAAAAAGAAAAAUGAAGCUUUUCAUGGUGUCAGGAGAAUACGAGAACUGAAAAAAAAACUCAAGUCAAAUCUCGUCCUCGAAUCUAAAGGUCUCUACUGUCAGUAGCGGAUCUAGGGGAAGGGCCCAGGGGGCCCGGGUCCCCCCUUAUUUUUAGACCAAACUGAGACCCGAAGGGCCGAAAAAAAAUUUUGGAGACCGGGGCCCCCCUUAUCAAAGGGUCUGGACGACCUUCCCCUCCCCUUAUCUUAAGGUCUGGAUCCGGCACUGACUGUUAUGAUGCGUCAAGGCAACAGAAAGCUUUUAAGGAG
Messenger RNA from Porites lobata, 28560 nucleotides. The record is from the annotation of a GenBank genome assembly. NCBI's taxonomy places the organism in Eukaryota, Metazoa, Cnidaria, Anthozoa, Scleractinia, Poritidae.